Molecule: messenger RNA, 1341 nt
Organism: Macrosiphum euphorbiae (potato aphid)
Lineage: Eukaryota; Metazoa; Arthropoda; Insecta; Hemiptera; Aphididae
Source: the annotation of a GenBank genome assembly
AUGCCAGUUCUACUUAAAAGUUUACUUAAAUCAAGUAUAGUUAAUUCAAAACACAAACCAAAUUCUAAUGUGUAUAAUGAAACAAUGAAAAAAUUUUCUAUUUAUCUAUUUUUUGUUGGUGGACGUCAUCUAUAUCAAACACUUUGUUAUAAUUUUCCAAAUUCUCUUCCAUCAAUUCCCAGUCUUUUCAGAUAUUUUGGAAAAACUCAACAAUUGUCUGAAGGAUACUUCAGGUUUAUGGAACUCAGAAAAUUCUUGGACGAUCAUAACUAUCCUUCAUAUGUCUGGUUGAGUGAGGAUGCCACAAGAAUAACUUUAAGCAUAGAGUAUGAUAGCAUGACAGAUAAGCUCGUGGGAUUUGUUUUACCAUUAAAAGAUGACUGUCCUAUAUCAAAUACAUAUGUAGUGACAUCAGUUAGAAGUAUAUUGGAUGCGUUUGAAAAUGGAACUAAAUCCAAGUAUGCAUAUUGUAUUAUGGCACAACCAUCCUUACCUGGUGCUCUUUCAUUUUGUAUUUCAAUUUUUGGCACAAAUAAUCAUUUUUCUUUUACUGAUGUAAAUAAUCGUUGGGAAAAAAUGAUACAAAUGGCUUCAAAUCAAAAUAUUCAUGUUUUAGGAUUUUCGAGUGACGGGGACCCUAGACUUUUAAAAGCCAUGCUGUAUCGUUGUAUGGUUCAGGAACCUGUAUCUGAUUGUUUAUGGUUUAAAUUAGGCUCUCCACUUGGUUAUAACUCAACAUCACAUAAACAUCAAAUCUACAUUCAAGACACUACACACAUAGGGACCAAGUUAAGAGCAAGACUUCUGAAACCUAGUGUAGUUCUUCUCAUGGGUAGAUAUGCUGCUUCAUUAACUCAUUUGCAAUGUCUAAUAGAUAGUUACUCUAAAGACAAACAUUUUCUCACAAAAUCAGAUCUUAAUUCAAUUGAUAAAAUGAAUUUUCGAGCAGCUGAAAAAAUGUAUUCUGAUAAAGUUAUUGAGUUAAUGAAAUCUAUUCCAGAUACAAAUGGUACAGUUGCUUAUCUAACAAUUAUGCAAUUUGUUAUUUCUGCAUUUAAUGACCAUAAUAUUAGCAUUAAAGACCGUAUAUAUAAAUUGUAUUUUGCUGUAUUCUUUUUAAGAAAAUGGAAACUUUGGAUUACUAGCAAUAAAUCCUACUCUGGUACAGCUAACUUUAUAUCUAUUAAUUCAUACCAUUGUAUUGAAAUAAAUGCUCAUGCAAUAAUUAAACUUGUAAAUACAUUUAAGACAUCUGUAUUAAAUAUUGAAAAAGAACCAAACAAUACAUCAGGUCUAAAUCCUAGUAUGUUUGUACCAUGGCUCUACAUCUCUACCAUGUGA